UAGUUAGAAUCCAGGAUGAAGAGGAUAGCAUGCCUUGCGGCAGUGCUGUAUUCUCUAGUGAUAUCAUUCAUAUCUGCUGGAGAUGCUUCAAGCUUUAAGCUUCUUCGGAAACUGAAAAUUACUCCUUCUAAUUUAAUUGAUUUCCAUUUGCCAUCACGAGAAAGAAUGGAAGUAAGCGGCCCCAACGUCACAAACAUCGACUAUGGUACUGCAAACGCACACACAGAUUUCGACCAAUUGAUUGAUAGCGAUGUCCUUGAGGCCGCGGCACCUAAAAUAGUCCGUGCAAAAAUUCACCAUGAUAGUGCACCGAAAAUCUCUGGUCCUAGUGAACUUUACUCACUUGACGCUGAGAAACUCAAACGAAAUGGACGACACAUCUGCAAUUCCCGCUCUUCAAGCCACGAUCCACAUGACUUGAUGUCGUCGGGAACAAAUCUUACCCUAGCGACGGCGAUGUUAAAUUCAAGUAAGACUCAGAAUACAAAUUGGUCUAUAGCCCGGGGUGUCGCCUACCCUAACGGGUCCCGCUUUGAAGCUGUCACCAGCCCAAAUCAGACCCUCGUACCCGCUCAUACUAGACAUCAUCUGGCCAUAAGUCGUCGUGGAGUUCCCAGAGGUCAAUUUGGUCACGAUCGCCCCAGACGGUCGCAGGAUUCAUGUUAUGAACCUGGCUGCCUGCCGCCAGGUAGCGUCGUCAAGUGCAAGAACAGUGAUACAGUACCAAUCACCAAAAAUCUUCCAGUAUUUCUUAAUGUAUUUCCGUUCAAAUUACCCUUCAGAAUCCGGGUAGACUUGUGGUUUGCUAAAAAUGAAAGCAUGGAUAAAAAAGCAAACAGGACAAGAGCCAUCCUCUCUGUUGGAAAUACAAUUGCAAAUGUAAUGGGCUGGCAUCAGUUCAAAAUUGAGGCUACCACACGUUCUACAAGUAAAAACUGGACGAUUAUCUUCCAGAUUGAGAAAGAAAGCUUUCCCCAAGAGACUGUAAGCAACUACACGCUCGACGACAAUCAAUUUCAUCGGCUAGUGAUCUCUGUUCCGGUGGGAGACGUACUUUGGUACGUCGGAGCUGCUCCAAAUUGUUCCGCAUUCUACUCUCCACAACGUGAUGGGAAGAAAGACGAACUGUCUACUACUACUACUACUACAGACCAGACAAGCCCCACUCUCCCUGCUGACGCAGAACAACCCGCCUCUCCUGGAGCGUCUCGGCCGCAGCUGCUUUGGCUGCUGCUGCUGCUGCUCAUUCCGCUGAUGGCAUGCACUGCAGUGAUCAUCGCAGUGAUGAAAAGAAAAGGACAGGAACCUGCGUUGAACACAUCGAGGGGUGUCCAAAAUGAGAACAUCAGCCCCAUUUACGAUGACAUUUGUGGUCCGAUACACCUCAACCAAAAAACUGGACAGAUGUCCAUCGACAGCCUCUGUGGUCAAGUAGCCCCGGACCAAAUCAAGAGUCGAUCGACUAUCAUCAGCUUUUUUGACAAUAGCGCCCGUCGCUUUGAUAACCUACAGCAAACUUCGCGCCAAAAUUUGGCGGGUAACAUUACUGCCCCAAACGAGUGCAUCAACUCUGGCAGGAGUGGACCCGUGGACGAAGCUCAUUACGAAUUGUAUAUUCAGGCGAAUGAGCUUGUGAACAGCAACAUAUAUGACAACGACGGAGAAAUGUAGAUCCGUUUAUGAAUUAUACAUGAGAAGUUGUUACAUUGGUACGUCAGGCAACAUUUAAGUAGUAUGAGAAGAGUAUGAUCAACUGAAUGUCAUUAUUAUUGCUUCCCGAAAUAUGUUUCAGCUGAAAUGAAAUUAUUCAUACAAUCGUUCAUAUCCAAUUUUAUUCGUUUAUAAUUGGCGUAUAAAAUUUUAAAUAAAUGAACUAUUAGCUGCUCAAACUGAUGUUGUUCAGGAUAAAUGAUCCAUGAGACUCGAGAACACCGCAUUCCUGAAGCCCGUCAUUGAAUUUCAGACCAAAGUAUUAUGCAUUAGUGAAAGAAGCAUUGGAGUUUUUGCAGUAUCCGGUCUUGAAUACUAAAUUUUGAAUCAUUAGGUAAGCGUUCUUGGCCAUUAGAAACGCGAUUGGUUGAACGAGUAAUUGCGGUCUACGGAAGGUUGGCGCUAAUCCGGUGCGGCCUCCUGCCAUAAUGUGUUACAGUAUUUGUAAGAAACAUUGGUAAAGGAGUUAAAAUCUUCGAAGUUCGACAAAACGGCCUUAGACUUUGCGGUAUCGUCAAUUGCGGGGAUGGAUUGUGUCGAUUUAAAGAGAUUUGAUAGAUCAAUGAAACACAGUUUUUCGGCCGCCAAGUUGAGUAGCUAAGCCGUGUGGAGGGUGGCCGUUCUUUAUACAUGCACUGCCAACUCAUGAAUUUGAGCGGUGCCACAAGCCUGUUUUCUUUCUCAUUUUCGUAACUGAGUUUGCUCUUCUGAACGUAGUUUGUGUCAUCCGUAUCUCACAUUUCCUACCAGAAGUCCUAUGUUUAGAAGCCUUCACAUUGGUAUCAAACCUGAAAAUUCCGAAGUUUUGACCCAGGCAAGAAACUGACCAAUGCGUACUUUUUUGCACGAGUGAAUGCACUAACAAUUUAAGAAGGAAACUUUUUAAAGCAAAUUGGGUAUAAACGAACAAUAUCAACGGCUUCAUUCUGCCUUCAGUAUAGGCAGAAUAAAGCCAGUAGAACGAAAAUUUUUGUCAAGAUAAACUUAUUAAAUUACGCAUCUUCGGGUACGUCAUGAGAACCGCACGGUUUUUAUUCAAAUCUUGCAUUAAGUAGCUUUAUCAGGACCCUUUUUUCUCCCAUAUUAAUUAAAAGUACUAAGUAUUUUCACGGAUCUAUCCCUAACAUCUUAUUUAUUGUUUUAAUCCUCUAC
This is a messenger RNA of Hyalella azteca, 2862 nucleotides long. RefSeq lists its product as uncharacterized. NCBI's taxonomy places the organism in Eukaryota, Metazoa, Arthropoda, Malacostraca, Amphipoda, Hyalellidae. The transcript has 3 exons. The record is from RefSeq and is a predicted model, not a curated record. The coding region runs from base 16 to 1671 and encodes 551 amino acids.